AUGACCUCCAUGAUUUCGCGCAAACGACAAGCCCCAGAAACUCUCCUACCCCUCCGCAAUCCAAAACAACCGCGUAGGACACUGAAGGGAUACGGCGGCGGCCCACCGAGCCCAUCUCAAGAGGUUGGAAUACUUGCUAGGUAUCGCCGUAUCGGAAAAGACGCGGCCGUGCUGCUCGCAGACACCGUAGCCUACUGGAUGCCUGCCACAAUAACUAUGUCGGGACAAAGCGAAUCCUUCGUUCAAGAUGAGGUCACCUCCGGGUCAUCCGUUUCCUCUUCCUCCUCAAUUUCAACUCCCCGGCAGACACCAUCCCCUGAUGUCAAAGUCUUCUCGAACGACAGCGAUGGGUCCCAAGGGGAUGUCAAGUCUCAGAAACCGCAGGCUUUCGUCCAUCUACCAACCCACUCGGAGACCAAAAUCCCUUCAAUUCAACAAUACUUAUCGACUCGACAGAGUACCUUCAGCUCUAGUCGAAAUGUUUCGAAUGCGGUUGCCAGCACCUCGACUUCCAACACGCCGUCAGCUACAACAUCGGCGUCGGAGGACAACACACUAGCCCUGUUGGACGACACAUCACUGGACACUGUUGAGAACUUCCAUUCUACCCCAAGAGCAGGAAUCUCACAGAAUAGCACGUCUAUGCGUUCUGAUAAAAUCCCUGCUUCAUCAUCGAGGUCGACUGAGCCAGCAGAUCGGAUGCUGAGGAACACCGUUGUACCCACGAUGGCGGACCUCCGACUAGAUCGUUCGCUCAACUCUUCCCAGCUGUCGAAGAACUCGACCCCGUUCUCAUUGCAGUCCGACACUCGUACCUCGUCAAGAGCGUCCAACACAUCGAAAAGACAUCCGCUGCGUCAUCGAAACAGGGAGCAUAUAUUUGCGAAAGUGCACAAAGCUAAUGUACAGCGAGCCAAACUUGAGUUACGAGAAAGCAUGGUUAUGCAGCUGUAUCAAAUAAAGCGGCGGAGUGGCUUCACAUCAGGGCUAUCUGACUUCAGAGGGCUACUGGACUAUCAGAGGCAGCUGCAAAAUAUUGAUUUCGAGAAUGCGCCACGCCCUCACCGGCCGUCAUCGUCAUUUUCUACUCCAUUAGCGAAAGCCCGCCAACGAGAUGCGUCGUUAGACGAUGUCGACGAUGCAAACACUUUCCUGUCACGAGCGCUGAACAAUGCGAAAGCCACAUUGAACAGUCCUAAACCGCCUCAACCAUACAUCCCGAGCCUUGAGCAGCUCCAGAUUUCCCGCAAGGCACAACAAACUGCCCUCGACCGUCGCCAUGCUGUCCCAGACAGCCUUCCUCCAGAUGACGAUAUGGCCGUGAACAAACUCCUGCAAAAGAGAGGCGUCAUUGCGAAAUUCGCACGAGAGCAAGUCUCCGACCAGGACAUCUCUCGUCUCAGGCCAGGCCAAUGGCUGAACGACGAGAUUAUCAACUUCUACGGAGCCAUGAUCCUGGCGCGGUCCGAAGCCAGCAAGGAGAAUCCCAACUCCAGCAAGAAGCCGGGUAAAGAACCGUGGAAUAUCCACUACUUUAGCUCCUUCUUCUGGGCGAAGUUGGUCAAGGAGGGGUACGAUAAGGGCAGGUUGGCUAAAUGGACGAAGAAGAUCGACAUCUUCUCAAAGGAUAUGGUCAUAUUUCCUGUUAAUCAUGGCAAUGCCCAUUGGACCACUGCGGCGAUUAACUUCCGCAAAAGGAGACUCGAGACCUAUGAUAGUAUGGGCAUGGCCAAGGAGGCAGUGUUCAAACACCUCCGGGCCUACCUGGAUGCAGAACACGCCAACAAGAAGAGUAAACCCUUCGAUUGGACAGGUUGGCAAACGUGGGCACCUGCGGAUACGCCACAGCAAGAGAACGGCUACGACUGUGGUGUAUUCACCUGCCAUUUCUUGGAGGCCCUCUCUCGAGGAGAGGAGUCGUUCGCAUUCGCGCAGAAGGACAUGCCGUACCUUCGGCGGCGGAUGAUCUGGGAGAUUGGCAAUGCCAAACUCCGGGAUGGGUUUUAUGCGUAA
This is a messenger RNA of Cyclocybe aegerita, 2013 nucleotides long. Lineage: Eukaryota; Fungi; Basidiomycota; Agaricomycetes; Agaricales; Hemipholiotaceae. The record is from the annotation of a GenBank genome assembly.